GUCCACGAGCGGAGGCAUUAAAAUUCGUUCUAGUGUUUGGCAUAGCGUCGAUCUAGUUAUUUGAACUGCUCUCGUACCCCUUCUUCCAUUUUCUCCCAUCCCACUUCAUUCUCUCCUUCUUAUCUUCAAUCCACUCGCUUUUUCACCUCCAGUCCUUCGUUUGCGGCCAUCGAGGCGUCUACCACCACUGUCUGUUCGGAUUUCACGCACUGACACGAUGAUCUUCGAGGGAGUUCUGAGCUGGUUCCGCCCUUCUUACGCCGGGGUUGUGCAGGAAACCCAAUGGGAUCCCAUGACCUUGACCAUGACCCAACCCAAGAGCCCGCUGGCUCCCACCACAGACGCCAUUGUCACCGAUCAACCGAUUAUCGGCGAAGAGAUGGAAUUGCGACUCCGCGGUGGUGACAGUGCUGAGGACGGAUGCUGCUUCUGCUGUCGCUGCUGUGGCUGUCUCGAUUCCUGCUGCGCCCCUGACGACGGCCCCGGCCAACGGCUGUGAGCCACCCACGAUCGCCAUUCUUUCGUGACUCGACUACCAUGCAUACAAUCUCCCUCGAUACAUCAUACAUCUCUUCUUGCGAGCCACUGCAUCCGAAACAUACCGUGCCAAACCCGACCGGGUGUUUUGGGAAUCUUUAAUGUCUUUUGUACCCCGUCUUCGACUUGGCAGGUGGGACGGAUCGCCGCCGUCCGCCGUCCGCCGUCUUUUACAUAAUAUUCU
Aspergillus saccharolyticus JOP 1030-1 is the source of this 721-nucleotide messenger RNA. RefSeq lists its product as uncharacterized. The record is from RefSeq and is a predicted model, not a curated record. The transcript is spliced from 3 exons. NCBI's taxonomy places the organism in Eukaryota, Fungi, Ascomycota, Eurotiomycetes, Eurotiales, Aspergillaceae. The coding region runs from base 218 to 499 and encodes 93 amino acids.